Cladocopium goreaui is the source of this 5346-nucleotide messenger RNA. The record is from the annotation of a GenBank genome assembly. Lineage: Eukaryota; Dinophyceae; Suessiales; Symbiodiniaceae.
AUGCUGCUUUUGUCCGUGGACUUGCCCAUCACUCUCCGGCUCAGCCCUCUGCUGUCCCGUCUACACCUGUUCCUCGGCCAUCUUUUUCCUAUCGGGCAUCCCCCGUUCGUUCCAAAGUCCGCUCCACUAUCUCAGUGGAGACCAGAACCAGCAUUCAAGAUUCCUUCGAACCUUUGCCCCAGAUUUGGCCUGCUUCAGAGGCCGUUGAUUGAGCAAAGCGAGCUUGGAAAGUGGGUCAGUGGGCCAGAGCCGUCUUGGACGGAAGGGUGUCAUCCCCCAAACCAGACACCCACCAUUGUCCAGCAGAAUCGGGCCUGGUGUGUUUUGCGAGCCCAGGGAUUGGCUGUGCCUCAGGUCUUCACCACCUCAGCUGCUUUCCGUCAGGCAGUUGGGCCUUUGGAGGGCUCUGGAACCAUUUGCCACGCCUUCCCUUCACAGAUUGAAGCCAAGAUCUAUUUUGCUGGGGGUUACUUCACAGCCGAGCAGCUUGCAGCAGGCAUGGCUUCACCAGCCGAAGAUGUGAUGGGCCAACCUGACGCUGUGAUCGAGGUCCUUUUGAUCGACUUCAACUACGAGGCUUUCCAGGCGCAGAUGGAUUUGCCUUUUGAGAAAGAGGAGACCAUGCCCUUUCAGCCAUACACAUCUCUUGACUUUAGCAGGCUGAAGUUGGUUGGUCAGGCAAAUUGGAAUUUGGCUGACUAUUUGCAUGAUGAGCUUUGGAUGCUCUUUCAGGAACCUCGCGCCCUGCACCAUGAUGGCCCCUUGGAUUUUGCCGCCGGACCGGACUUGUCUCGUGAGUCCCGAGAAGAGAACCUUCGACUUGCAGCGGUGUCUUUUGAGCAUGCCACCACCAAUGUCCUGCCCUUCAAAUAUCCUUUGUCUGCGUUUGAUGGCUCUUCGGCCUUGGUGACCUUUUUGGGUUCACCCAAACAGAAGCAGUCAAGAGAUGAGGGUGAUCAUCUUGGAGUUGAGUUUGCGUUGUCUAGCCAUGCAGCGCUGCUGGAAGAGGCUGACCUCCUGAAGCCUCGGAACAGGUCCACGUUGCCAGCUGUUGCGUGUUUCCACGCUGCCAGAAAGAAGUAUGAUCAUGUCGGUGUCUUGGGUUCCCCUGAGAAGGAUAUUGUUGGGUCUCACCACUUCAAGGUUGCAGGAGCGGAGGUGAACUCCUCAGAUGCAGCCCUGUCCAGAGGUAUUGUCACUGUUUCAGCCCCUGUGCAGAAGUGGCUCAGCCUUGCAGUUUUGUCCUUGCGUAGUGUUGCUUUGCCUAUUCUCUCUUCGGCCUUGGCCACCAGACUUGCGGGGAACUGGACUUCAGUUUUACUUUAUCGGCGUUGCCUAACAUGCUUACUUUCAAAGUUGUAUGCGUAUGGCUCCUCCGCUGGCACUGACCCAGGUGAUGUUUUCCUUCUCCACAGGAAAGCUGCUGAUGAGCUUGUUUUGGCUGCUGUGUUUUCCUUUGUUGCUGCCUCAGAUGUUACCCGGCCUGUCCACAGCGAACUUUUUGCCACUGAUGCAUCCUGCGGGAAGGGGGCCAUCGCUCUGAAGAUUGCAGGUGAAGAUGCCGCAGAGGAUGACCAGCCAGCUUUCACUCCUCAGCCCCCGUUGGAUUUUUCCUUUGAUUUUGUUGAAGUCUGUGGAGGAGCUGCAGGAACUUCUGCAUGUCUUGCUUCAGCGGUUUAUGUGCCUGAGCUUGCCAAGCACUUUGCCCGUGCUUUUGCAUCAGCCCUUGACCGGGAUUUUCGUGCAGUUGCCUUUGGACUUUACCCGUCACUUGGCUUUACACCUGCUAAGCUCAAUGUCGCUGAUGGCCCAACCAGGGACGUUGAGAUCCGUGCCACUCCAGCAGUUGCCUUUUCUGAUCAUGUUUCUGCUGAGGUCCUCGCUCACUUGCAUUCCCUGGCCUUGUCCUGCGCUUGGGUGACGCGUGCGGAUCGACGCUCUGGCGUCAAUCUGGCAGCAGACAGAGUACUAAGGCCGCAGGCCAGAAGCCGCCGAGAUGCGCUCCUGAGCUGGGUAACAGGUGAACCUGGAUCCCACCACCCGGCGAUGCCGGCUUUCUCAGCCUUGGCUCUUCUCUGGGGCUGGGCCCAGGAGUCAGCCAUUUUCCUUUUGGCAUGGGCAGGUAUUCUUCGAGUUGGAGAAGUUCUGAAUGGCCUCAGAUCUGACUUCGUCCUUCCUAGCGAUUCCACAGCAGGUAUCGGCUAUGCCUUUUUCCAAAUACGACAUCCCAAAACCCGUGGCUCUGCAGCCAAGCAUCAAUCUGCCCGAAUUGAUCCAAAAGAUGUGAUCAGCUUACUAGCAGUUUUUGGCGGGGGGGCCACACAUCUGCUGCAGCGCUUUGAAGAUGGAGAGCUUGUUCGACAUCGUGGCCGCUGGUUGUCAUCCAGAGUCAUGGAAAUCUACCUUCAGGAGAUAUCAGUUGCCACUUGUCAGAGUCGCAUCCCUCCACAGGCUUUGGCCGAACGCGCACAUUUCCGUGUCGGGAUUCUUCGCCUGGGCGACUCCGUGGCCUUGGCUGAUGGCAGGGCCAGGCGAAGUCUCGAAGUCUCCAGAGAGGGCGACUGUAACAAUGCCAAGGCGAUCGGAAAACGGAGCUGGGUUGCGGGAGCUGGGGAUGACCACAGCAACGUGAAGGUCUAUGGUGACCCACCAAUGUGGAGCGUCACCAAGGAGAUGUAUCCGCAGUCCCUAGCCGCUGCUGCAUGGUCUGCACAGACUGGAGCCACGCCAGUGCAGGCCGUUACCGGGCCGCAAUUGGGGCCAGCCCAGCCACGGGUGGUUGCAGCGCCGCUGAAGCCAAACCAGCCGAAUUGGGCAGACAUCCGGGGCAAGUUACUGGAGCGAAUGGACACCAUUGGCUCCUCGUUCUCCACUGCACCUCCUUCGCCAGAUAAUUCCACCUCGACAGCAGCGUUCCGUCGAGAUUCCGUCAGCUCAACUGCAUCAAUUGCACAAGCGCUCGCAGUGGAUGGUCCGCCAGCAUGGCUAAGACUGGAGUUUGCGGAGGCAGAGAAAGGCAAAGGCACCAGUCCUUGCCCAACACCCGUGACACCCGAGACAACCUUGCUAAAAACAGUGCCAAAGACCAGUGAAGCCCCUGCCCAAGGCAAGGUCUUCGUGGCUUGCCCAAAGCCCUCAGGUCAGGCCCGAGCCAAAUCGCCCGAGGGACGACUAGAGACCGGUGGAGGUCGAAGUACCCCACAGCCACCACAGCCGAACCACAAAGUCCUGAUCCGGUCGAAAACAGGUGUGGACAUGGUGGGCAGAGGGAGAGAUGCAGCAAAAGCUAAGACGCAGACCGGCCUUACAGCAAGGCGCGGCCAGAGCCCCGUGUCGGUGCUCCGCCCCGCGCCACGGCUGGUGGUGCCUCCGGCCAGUGGAACAGGUGUCCGCUCCCCCGAGCGGAAGCUGAUGACGCCACCGGUGCCCAAAGCCAAUCUCCCCGGCCAAGUGAGUUCCACACCCCCGGCACCCAAGAGCCCCAAGAGCGUCCCGGGCACACCACAGAAGGGAGGAUCCCCAGUGAAACGGAUCAGCGCGCCGCCGUCACCAAAAGCAUUGGCAAGGGCGGUUUCUGCCGUUCCAGCAGCCACAGCUCGAGGCCCACGAAGUCCUGCAACGCGAGAGACGAUGCGAAUGGAGGAGCAUAAGAACAUUGCGCGAGACAAGAAGCUCCAAACCGCCAAAACAAUGCCUCUGCGAUCCAGCUUUGAAAGCGAGACAUACGAGGCAUUGCAGAAGCUUCACAGUGAUGCCAAUCUGAUCAGGGAGGUCUUGGACGAUAAGCACAAACUCCAGAAAUAUUCCAGGUCUUGCUUCAGCAACGCAGAUGUAAAUGGAGACGGUGAACUCAGCUUUGAGGAGUUGCUGCAGUGCAUGCAGAAGAUGAACGCCGAGCUUGGCAUUGGAAAGUUCACGGAGCGCCAUGUAGAGCACUACCUGCAGCGUUUCGACACGGAUCAGGACAAGCUCCUGAGCCAAGAGGAGUUCCAAGAGCUUUAUCGGGUCCUGCUCAUGGUGAAGCUUGAAGAGGUGGAACCUGUGGACUUCUCUCGCAACAUGUUCAUCAACCGACGCAAGGGAAAGCCAGAAGAUGAUUACCGAGUUCAGGGCAUUGUUGGCGUGGGAUCUUUUGGCGUGGUCAGAAAGGUACAGUGUCGAAGCACGGGAGCCACGCGAGUCAUGAAAGUAGUGGACAAGCAGAAAGCACUCAGUGGAGGCUACCCGCUGAAACUGAUUAUGGAGGAAAUCGACAAGCUUCGAACCUUGGACCAUCCUGCGGUGCUACGUCUCUUUGAGUACUGCGCGGAUGAAAGGAAUUUGUACCUCAUCACCGAUAUGCUUCCAGGAGGAGACCUGCUUGAUGCAGUGGAGGGCUCGCACAAUAAGAAGAAGUACUUGGAGGAGCCUUGGGUGAGGGAUGUCUUCCGGCAAGUCUCUGAAGGAGUUGCUUACUGCCAUGCAAAGGGAAUCAUGCACAAGGACCUGAAGUUGGAGAACAUCAUGUUGGCCUCGGUGGAUCCUCCGGAGGCGGUGGUCAUCGACGUGGGCCUGGCCGAGCUCUUCCCCGUCUCUGAGGCCGAUUCCUUCCGCUCGGCGGAUCCGGCGGGGACGUUGGCCACCAUGGCACCGGAAGUGGUGCGUGGUAGCUUCAAUGCGAAAUGCGACGUUUGGUCCUUGGGCUGCUGUUUGUACGCGCUGCUCUGCCAUCGGCCUCUGCGCCUAGAAGACCAUCUCAAGGGAGAAGGCGGAACUCAGACCGUGGAGCUGUAUGACUACUUCUACCCCUUUACUCCGCCCCCAGACGAGUCACGUCAGGAGCUGAAAGCAUACUUGGUACGGCAGAAGGAAGGCCCGAACUUAAAGAGGUUGGAAUGCUCGGACGAAGCCAAGGACCUCAUUGGAAAGUUGCUAACCUUUGACAAGGAGCAGCGGCCUUCCAUGCGACAAGCGCUCAGUCAUUGCUGGCUACACAGUUCCAAGGCUUCAGGACAGAUCUCCACCGAACAGCUGGAGAGCCUCCUCCAGUUCCACCGGAUCAAUCCCUUAGCUCAGGCAGUUCUAUUGGACCUCUCUUCUCAGCUGCCAUUGAAACAACUCAGAGAGAUGAUCAGCCUCUUCGAGUCCGUAGACAAGGAUGGCAAUGGCAUGUUAGACGAGGCGGAGCUGUCGGAGGCCUUGAAGUUGGCUGGCCUUGGAGCUGAGAUGGCGCUGGAGGCAGCCAAGCGCCUGGCCAAAGGUGCAGGCCGAAGUUCCCGUGGGAGCCGUGGAACGAAAGCGUUGGCUGAAGCGGAAGCUAUUUGUGAAAUAUGGAUAACAAUGGAUAAUACAUGUGAAAAAAUAUGA